GAAUUUGAAGCGAUGGCAAAGCGGACAAGCGGCAAGGGGUUUCAGGUGUUGCGGUCGCUGAUCAAGGACGUCGAGGUGCCGCCGCCGCUGAAGCCGCAUGAAGAAGCCUUGGUCAAGAAGAUCUUCGCGUCGUCCGUUUCUCAGCGCAUGAAGAGUCUGAGCAGCAGCGAACGCGCCGAAGACCUCCCAGCGUGGGACGGCCCCGAGAUUGCAUUUGCCGGCCGAUCGAACGUCGGCAAAUCCACCUUGAUCAAUGCGCUCACAUCGUCCACCAUCAUGAAGACGUCAAAGACACCAGGACGAACGCAGCAGCUGCAUUUCAUCUCCGUGGGCGGCCGCGCCGGGACUCGUCCAGAUCUGUCCCUCGUCGACAUGCCGGGCUUCGGGUUCGCCAACGCUCCCAAGAGCAUGGUCGACGACUUCCAUCGCCUCGUGGGGCGCUAUAUCAAGCACCGCACCAACGCCAACUUGAAGCGCGUGAUGUUACUCAUCGACAGUCGCCGCGGCAUCACGUCCGUGGACACGGACUUUAUGGAAUUCCUUGAGAACCUGGGCACGACGUUCCAGCUCGUGUUUACCAAGGUCGACACGUUGAACGCGAGCGGCGUCGAUAAGACGCUCAUGUCCGCGCAGGACUGCAUCCACAACUUCAUGAUGAUGCACCCCAUCACACACCUCGUUAGCUCCAAAGACAACAUUGGGAUGCGCGAACUGCGCAACGAGAUCGUGAGUGUCAGCGGACUCAUCUAUGGCCACACCAAAGCGCAACGAAGGGCCAUCCGCGAAUCACUAGACGACUUGAAAUACCCAACUGACCAGGACAAGCCGUAA
This is a messenger RNA of Aphanomyces astaci, 831 nucleotides long. Its product is annotated as ribosome biogenesis GTP-binding protein YsxC. The transcript is spliced from 3 exons. Bases 13 to 831 code for a protein of 272 amino acids. The record is from RefSeq and is a predicted model, not a curated record. NCBI's taxonomy places the organism in Eukaryota, Oomycota, Saprolegniomycetes, Saprolegniales, Verrucalvaceae. Gene Ontology annotation, molecular function: GTP binding.